This is a messenger RNA of Ziziphus jujuba (common jujube), 708 nucleotides long. RefSeq names its product peroxidase 54. The transcript is spliced from 5 exons. Gene Ontology annotation, biological process: response to oxidative stress; hydrogen peroxide catabolic process. The record is from RefSeq and is a predicted model, not a curated record. Bases 1 to 708 code for a protein of 235 amino acids. Lineage: Eukaryota; Viridiplantae; Streptophyta; Magnoliopsida; Rosales; Rhamnaceae. Gene Ontology annotation, molecular function: peroxidase activity; heme binding.
AUGCAUAGGUGGAACUUUGAAUGUGCGUUUUUGGUGGUAGGAGUAUCAGCGUGGCACGGACAGCUGAGCCCAACGUUUUACGAUGAAACAUGCCCACCUCUAAGAAGCAUUGUACGAGGAAUGAUCGCCCAAGUUCUCUUCAACACCGAUCCCAGGAUCCCGGCCAGCCUAAUUCGCCUUCAUUUCCAUGACUGUUUUGUUAAUGGUUGCGAUGCAUCGUUAUUGUUGGACAACAGCACCAGCGCCGGUAUAGACAGUGAAAAGGGAGCUCCGGCAAAAAACAACUCGGUCAGGGGUUUCGAUGUCAUCGACGACAUCAAGACGGCUGUGGAAGACGCUUGCCCUGGCGUUGUCUCUUGCGCUGAUGUACUCACCAUCGCUGCUACCGAAUCUGUGUAUUUGUCCGGAGGACGCUGCUGGACAGUCCUACUAGGAAGAAGGGAUGGCUUAACAGCAAACCGAACAGCAGUCAACGAUUUCUUUCCACGUCCCAGUGAACCUUUUGAUCAGCUCAAGAACAAGUUCGCGGUUCUGGACCUCAACAUCUCCGAUCUCGUUGCAUUAUCUGGUGCUCACACAUUUGGGACGGCCCAUUGUCUAUUUUUUAGGAACCGGUUAUUCGACUUCAACCCAACCGGGGCUCCAGACCCGAUCCUUAACACAACCUACUUAGCAGACCUCCAAUUAUUCUAUUAUAUUGACAUAUGA